Lethenteron reissneri (Far Eastern brook lamprey) is the source of this 3091-nucleotide messenger RNA. RefSeq names its product dolichyl-phosphate N-acetylglucosaminephosphotransferase 1 (gene DPAGT1). Gene Ontology annotation, cellular component: membrane. NCBI's taxonomy places the organism in Eukaryota, Metazoa, Chordata, Hyperoartia, Petromyzontiformes, Petromyzontidae. Gene Ontology annotation, molecular function: UDP-N-acetylglucosamine-dolichyl-phosphate N-acetylglucosaminephosphotransferase activity. Gene Ontology annotation, biological process: dolichol-linked oligosaccharide biosynthetic process. The record is from RefSeq and is a predicted model, not a curated record.
CAGCUGCGCGACCAAUCGCCGCGUCCCAGCGCCGACACGAAACACCGCGGACUCGGGGCACGGCGCUCUUCGAUUCGUCCUCGUCGGUGCCCGUCGGCGCGUCUCAGUGUCUCGUGUGCGAGUUAUUUGAAGCGACUUUAAUUCGAGUUAUCAUUGACGAGCCCCGCUCAACGUUUGGUGCCUCCGCCGCCCGCAGACCUGCGCGCGGCCUAGCGCGUUUUGCCGAGGUUCGAGUGCGCAGCGGCCUCGACUAGAACACUUCCGGUCUGGGCGCAGGUGCAGCGGACACCACCACCACCCCCCUCCCCCCCUAACUUCCCGGGUCACCAUGGCGCAUACAAGCCUCUACCCGCUGCUCAUUAACGUGUGCGCGUCCGUCGCGGGCUUUGCGGCCACCUUGCGUCUCAUCCCGGCUUUCUGCCCGCAUUUCCUCGCGGCAAACCUGUGCGGCAGAGACCUCAACAAGACGGACGACAAGAAAGUUCCCGAGUCUCUUGGCGUGGUGAGCGGCGCUGUCUUCCUCCUCAUUCUCUUCUGCUUCAUCCCCGUACCUUUCUUGGGUUGUUGGAUCGGCGAAGGAUGCACAAACUUCCCUCACGACCAGUUCGUGGGGCUGCUCGGUGCCCUGCUCGCCAUCUGCUGCAUGAUAUUCCUGGGCUUCGCCGACGACGUGCUCAACCUGCGCUGGCGCCACAAGCUGCUGCUGCCCUCGGCCGCUUCGCUGCCCCUGCUUGCCGUCUACUUCUUGCACUUUGGGCGCACGCUCGUGGUCGUGCCCUACCCGCUGCGCCCGCUGCUCGGCAUGCACCUUGAGCUCGGAGUCCUGUACUACGUCUACAUGGGAAUGCUGGCCGUGUUCUGCACCAAUGCCAUCAACAUCCUGGCUGGGAUUAAUGGCCUCGAGGCUGGGCAGGCCCUGCUCAUCUCUGCCUCCAUCAUCAUCUUCAACUUCCUUGAGCUCGGUGGAGACUGCGGAGAUGACCACAUGUUCUCUCUCUACUUCAUGUUCCCAUUCUUCUUCACCACUCUCGCCUUACUCUACCACAACUGGUACCCUUCGCGCGUGUUUGUGGGCGACACGUUCUGCUACUUUGCCGGGAUGACGUUCGCCGUGGUGGGAAUCCUGGGCCACUUCAGCAAGACCAUGCUGCUUUUUUUCCUGCCGCAGGUGGCCAACUUCAUCUACUCCGUGCCCCAGCUCUUCCACUUGGUGCCCUGUCCCCGCCACCGCCUGCCCCGAUUGAAUCGUGCAACAGGCAAGCUUGACAUGAGUUUUGCUAGAUUCAAACAAACAGAACUCUCAGCUCUUGGAAAGGCAAUUCUGCAGGUCGGGGAGAAGCUGCGGCUCGUGGAGGUGCGGCACGACGUUGGCGAGGACGGCAAGUACACGGAGUGCAACAAUCUGACGCUCAUCAACCUCGUGCUCAAAGCGCUGGGCCCGGUGCACGAACAGAGGCUCACCAUCACCAUGCUGCUGCUGCAGGUAUUGGGCAGUGCAGUUGCAUUCUUCAUCCGCUACCAGCUGGCCAGGCUUUUCUACGACGUCUGAGUCUCUUUCGCCGUGCUCGUCCUAUGAAGAGUCAACCGCGCGCUGACAUUACUCCCGCGCGUCUCUGACAGUCUCGGCACAAGCGUGAAGAAGGGAAGACCUUCCGUCCUGUUUGGUCUUGAGCCAGGGGGGUUUUGUGGGCAACACCUGGAAGUGGCAAAUAGCUUCCAGAAUUGACAGUGGGGCAGAAUGCUUUCGUGGAUAUGCUGUCUUGCUUUACAUGCGUACUUGAUUAUUACAUAAAAAAUGUACAAUGCCCUUCUUUUAAUGCCCUUCCAAAAAUGAGCUACCAGUCACUGUGCUAUCAUGGAUGUUUUGCGAUCUCGAGAUACAAUUCUUUAAGAAAAUUAUUGAUAUCGUUGGCCACCCAGGGUGGUACUGAUAAAUCAAUGGCUCUCACAAGGAGCUGUGGGCUGAACUCCGCUACAAAUAAUGUACAUUGCAAAUCGGCCAGAAGGGCGACUCUGUUGUAAGAAACUCUUUUUACUCUUCGUGUCGGUUUGUUUGACAAUGGGGAAAAAAAGCAUUGUUAACGAAUAUGUAUUGGAAUAUGCAUACUAAGUCUGCUUUUUAUUUCACACAACUGAAAGUGUGCACGCUUACAGCCGUUUUGUCAGUACGCUGCUGGAUGAGGGACUCGUAAUGCCACGUGGCUCAUUGGGUUUAUUGGAUCUUAAAGAUAGAAGUACGGUAAAACAAUGGAUUUGUAUGAACUGCCCUCUGCUGACCACCACCUUGAACACAGCUCCGAAGCCACCUAAGACAGCCUUCAGCGCGCACUCAUGGUGGUGGCCGAUCCCGUGCACUUAUUAUCUUGGCUGAAGCCUGCUUAGCUUGAAAGAUCUAAUGAAAAUUAGGCACAUCAGCAGGUGAUUGGCUCAUAAAUUAUGUUGCUUCUGGAAGUAGCCAGCUGCGAUAGGGAUGUGUAUUCUGGAUGCUUGGAGUGAGGCAUUCAUGAUCGGUUAGUAAUGAACGAAUGCUACAUUGAUGCAGCAUCUGCUUUCAAAGCUACGUUUGUUUCCCUCCAGGACUUGCAUUAAUCUUGACUCUUGUGACUAUCCACUGGAGAAAAAAAAAUUUUGGUUCGAUUUGGCUUCCUCUAAGGUAGCGGUUCUCAACCUCUCCGGAUCUGCGGACGAUUGUCAAAAAGAUAUAAUAGCGGAUCACCACGCAGUAAAAAUACGGUGUUUUGUGAAAUCGUCGUAGUCUGUUACAGUUCACCAUGGCCUUGUGGGGAGUGCCGGUAAGCAAGGACCGGUCGUUGGUAACCGCUGCCGGAAGGGGUUGAAGUCUGGUCGUCUGGAUGUCGCACCUUUUUACUCAAGCAAGCCAUGUGUCCAGGUUCAUCACGAUGGAUGUGGCUGUAUUGAUUUUUGAUCAAGGCGCAUUUCAUGCAGCCUCGAUGGAUUAAAAUUCAAGCGAAUAGAAGCAAUGUGUGUAAAUGGUACAUGCAUUUAUUUUACGUAACUUAUUUGAAAUUGAAUACAAAAGGAUGAAAUGCAGAAUGUUAUUACAUUAAAAUCAAGGUCUAUUUGAAACAUC